AUGUAUAUUUUGUUAAUAUUAAUAUUAAUUUGUAUAUCAUAUUGUGAUAUAAAUGUGUCAAUUGAUAAUAAAAAAGGUGAAUAUAAUAUAAUAAUUAAUAAUCGAGUAUGGCUUCGUUCAUCAUAUACAUGUUUAUAUAAUAAUAAUAAAUGGUUAACAUCUAAAGAUGAAUCUCUUUAUUUAAUUGAUUCAUAUGUAAAACAAGGAUAUGAUUUAAUAUUAGGAGAAUUUAAUGAAACUAAUUUUAUUUAUAAUUUUAAUUUAAAUAAUAAAUCUUUAAAUGUAACUGGAAGAAUUCGUCAAUGGAAAUCAAUUCCAGCAAUAACAUUUCAUUUUGAUAAUAAUUUAUCUAUUUUAAAUAAUGAUAUUCUAUUGAAUAUGGAUCAAGUUCAAACUGUUUUUCCUUCAUUUUAUAUUGAAAAAAUUGAUAAAGAUGAUCAUCGAGCUUAUUUUACAUUUGGAGGAAUGAUGAUGGGUGAUCUUGAAAAACAUGCUGGAAUAUGGAAUUCAAAAAGUCGAUUUAUAAAAACUGGUAUAAGUGGUGGACCAAUAAUUAUAUUUAAUUCAAGUGAAUAUGGUCAACAUAAUGCUAUUAUUAUUUCAUCAUUUUCACAAUUUAUGUCAACUUCUUUAUCAAUUAAUAAAAAUAUUUUAGAAUAUGGAUAUAUAGGUUCAAUUAAAUCAAUACCAAUUAAUUCAAGUUAUUCUUUAAUUAUUUAUUAUUCAUCAAAUGGAAUAAAUCAACUUAUGGAACAAUGGGGAAUAACAAUGCAAAAGGUAUUUAAUAGAACAAAUCAAUAUAGAUUAAAUGAUUUAACUAUUAAUUAUCUUGGUUAUUAUACUGAUAAUGGAGCUUAUUAUUAUUAUCAUACUCUAUCUAAUAUGAAUUAUGAACAAACAAUAAUUAAAAUAAAAGAAAAUUUGUCUCUUCCAAUUCAUUAUAUUCAAUUAGAUUCUUGGUGGUAUUAUAAAGGUUUAGGUAAUGGUGUUAAAGAAUGGAUUGCUCGUCAAGAUAUAUUUCCAGAUGGCCUUAAAGGAUUAAAUAAAAAAUUAAAAAAUUUUCCAUUAUUAUUACAUAAUCGAUAUUGGUCAUCAGAUACAAUUUAUUCAAAUAAAUAUAAUUUUGUAAUUGAUAAUUUAAAUUUAAAAAGUCUUCCAUUAGGUAAUGAUUCAUUUUGGAUUGAUUUAUUUAAUAAAUCAUCAAAAGAUUUUAAUAUUAUAUUAUAUGAACAAGAUUGGAUGAAUCAUCAAACAAUUGAUUUUAUUCCAAUAAUUACAGAUUUUAAUCUUGGACGACAAUGGUUAAUAUCAAUGGGUUAUGCAGCUAAUUUAUUUAAUAUAAAUAUACAAUAUUCAAUGUGUUUACCACGACAUGCACUUCAAGCUUUAGAAAUAAAUCGUGUUACACAAGCAAGAGUAUCUGAUGAUUAUUAUGUACAUAUUCGAAGAAAAAUUGAUCAAUGGAAUAUAGGUAUAUCAUCUAUGUUAGCUAAUGCUAUUGGAAUAGCUCCAUUUAAAGAUGUUUUUUGGUCAACAGAAUAUCAACCUGAUGCUCCUUAUAAAUCAAAAGCUGAAGAAAUCUUACCGGAUAGAGAAAUUCUUAUAUCAACAUUGUCAACUGGACCAGUGGCAUUUGGUGAUGGAAUUAAUUAUGUUGAUAAAGAACGUAUAAUGAGAUGUUGUCGUCAAGAUGGUCUCAUAUUAAAACCUUCGAAACCGUUAACUAUGAUCGAUUUAUUAAUUUCUGAUUGGGCUCUUCAUCAAGGUAUUAUACAAGGCGAACUUUAUUCAACGAAAACAAUUAUAAAUGAUAAAAUAUUUUCUAUAAUAUUUGCAUCAUCAAUGCGACGUAGUUAUUCAAUAAAACCUUCAAUGAUUGGAUCAAGUGAUGGAAUUAUUUGGUCAUAUGAUAAUCCAUAUGAUAUAUUUAAAUUUGAUGAAAAUCAUUCACUUGAAAUAUCAAAUAAAAAAUGUCAUUUUAAAUCAUAUUGUCUUUGGUAUAGUUCACCAAUAUUCAUAUUUAAUGAUUCUUUAUCAACUAAAUAUUCUUUUAUGGGUGAAUUAAAUAAAUGGACAUUUAUUAGUCAACAAAGAUUUACUUCUUUAAAAAUUAAUUCUCAAAAUACACAAAUGACAAUUAUUGUUGAAGGUGUUAACAAUGAAUUUGUAGAUUUAUUGGUUUAUCAUUCGAAAUUUGAAUCUAUUAUUCAUGUUAUUUGUCAUUUUCAUUUCAAUCAUCUAAAAGCUCAAGUCAUUAUCAAUUCUACAAAUGUUAUUUGUUCAUAA
This is a messenger RNA of Rotaria sp. Silwood1, 2286 nucleotides long. Lineage: Eukaryota; Metazoa; Rotifera; Eurotatoria; Philodinida; Philodinidae. The record is from the annotation of a GenBank genome assembly.